Molecule: messenger RNA, 375 nt
Organism: Priapulus caudatus
Lineage: Eukaryota; Metazoa; Priapulida; Priapulimorpha; Priapulimorphida; Priapulidae
Exons: 2
Coding region: 1-375 (124 amino acids)
Source: RefSeq, a predicted model, not a curated record
AUGUCUGGCAAGAACCGCCGAGAUUACAGUGCCGUUUUGCGAAACCUCAUUGAGAUUUUGCCUAAUGACUAUUGCUUACAGAGCAUUGUUACAGAUUUCGAGUGCGCUGUCUGCAAGUCUCUGGCCGAAGUUGUACCGGAGGUCCUGUGGCGGAAAAUCCAAAAUCUCGGUCUUGUUCAUACAUACCGAGGGAAUUAUCGCAUGUGCAGGUAUCUUCGAAAAAUAAUGGCCCUACCACUAAUUCCUCAUGAGCAUAUACCCGAAAUGUUCAAUAUUUUGCAGGCUCGGGCUACCACUCCUGCAGGUCAACAGGUUGUUGAGUACGUCCACGAUACCUGGAUCACGUCUGCGAUGUGGCCACNUAACCUAAAUUAG